AUGCAACUUUCAAUCGAAGCGAUCUGGGAUAACAAAGCACUUGUGAUGGAACUCCUCAAGUGCCCCCCUGUCCCUUCUGUCCGACGAUCGAUCUUCGAGCCGGCAGCGCAAUUCAUUGACCCUGCUUUCGGGUUUGCCAUGGACUGGGUAUACUUCUACUUCUCGGUCUUCAAGCCUUUUGAUGUGCAGGGAUUCGUGACCUCGUAUUUCGGACUGGCUUUCUGGGCAGUUAUGUUCGUGUUUUGGAAGGUGUAUCAUCGUACGAAAUUCGUCAUUUCGACCGAAGCGGACUUGUAUUCUGGAAAGGCUGAAGUUGACGAGGAAUGCAAAUUCUGGGAAGAUGGUGGAUGGGAGGAGAGGAGGAAGGCUGAGCUGAUGCAAAUGUACUGA
Penicillium cinerascens is the source of this 390-nucleotide messenger RNA. RefSeq lists its product as uncharacterized. Lineage: Eukaryota; Fungi; Ascomycota; Eurotiomycetes; Eurotiales; Aspergillaceae. Gene Ontology annotation, biological process: amino acid transmembrane transport. Gene Ontology annotation, molecular function: amino acid transmembrane transporter activity. The record is from RefSeq and is a predicted model, not a curated record. The transcript is spliced from 2 exons. Bases 1 to 390 code for a protein of 129 amino acids.